Molecule: messenger RNA, 828 nt
Organism: Macrosiphum euphorbiae (potato aphid)
Lineage: Eukaryota; Metazoa; Arthropoda; Insecta; Hemiptera; Aphididae
Source: the annotation of a GenBank genome assembly
AUGCUCAGACUGCCCGACUACCACUGGGAAGAGUACGUGGACGGUACGCUAGUGCCGGUGUGCCGUACCGAGGCGUUCACCGUGUGGCCGGUGAUGUUCUUCGUCGGCACAAUAUCGGUGUUCUUCGUGGUGCCACUGUUCGUGCUGUCCGUGCUGUACGUGAUCAUCGCCCGGCACCUGAUGGCCAACCCGGGAACGGUGGCGCCGAACACCAACCGCGCAGCGCUCCGGUACCGCCGGCAGGUGGUGCUCAUGCUGGGCACCGUGGUCGUGUCGUUCUUCAUGUGCUUGCUGCCGUUUCGGGCGCUCAUCCUGUGGAUCAUCCUGGCGCCGCCCCACUACAACAUCAUGGAGAUGCUCGGCGUCAAGAACUUCUACUUGCUGCUGUUCUUCAGCCGGAUCAUGCUGUACAUAAACUCGGCACUCAACCCCAUCCUGUACAACCUGAUGUCGUCCAAGUUCCGGGACGGGUUCCGGCGGCUGUGCGGCCUGCGCCGCGGCCCGUGGGCCAACCGACAUCUGGGCCGCAAGGGCACGGUGACCACGACGUCGGCGCACGCGGGCGGUUCGGCCACCGGCGGCACCACCACCACCACCACCACCGCCUCGUCAAGCGUCAAGAGCGACGGGGGUGGCAGCGACCGGAGGACGUCGGCGGCCACGGCCAACGUUUACGCCCGGAUGAAGCACAACGGCGUCACCGUCGUAUCUCGGGUCGAGCCUAGCAACCGGACGUCCGGCGGUGGCGGCCGGCACAUCAUCAAGCGGUUGAACAUCACCACGGCGGGCAUACUGAAACUCCAUCAGCCGCACGAGAGUUACGUCUGA